UAACGGAGCUGAAGUGCGCAGCAGAGUCAGAAGUUCUCCAUCAGGACCAGAGGGAGAACCGGUUCAUGGACGUUUUUUAUUUCAGGAGUUAAAUGUUUGUCUUAGCACAUGUCUGUGGGAAAGACCGAUAACACGGAGCAGUUAGUCCAACGGCAAACAUGAGCCCGAUUUUGUGCCUUUUGCUCCUCUUUCUGCGGACCGCGGAGCUCCGUCAUGCCCACACAGCCCGGGAGUUGCUGCGGGCGGAGGAUGCUGGCAGCCCGGCGGCGGCGGGGACAAAGGGAAGGACGCCUCUGGAGCGGGUUCAAGAGAGCUCAGGAGUCCCCGACCUGAAGCGGGUCGCCCGGGGAGCCAAAGAUAGGAACUUAGGGAAGAGAGACCCGCACACACCGAGGCGGUACGAGGACCCGAGCGGUUACUUCACCACACCGCGGAUCGACCCGCCCGCCCCGCCGGGUAACUCUUCCUCGGGCCACGGGCUCCUCAACCCGCUGUUCCCGGUCACCGACGGCUCCUACUGGGCGUACGCGGUCAUGCUGCUCGCGCUCGUGCUGUUCGCGGCGGGCAUCGUCGGGAACCUCGCGCUCAUGUGCAUCGUGUGGCACAACUUCUACCUGAAGAGCGCGUGGAACUGCAUCCUGGCGGGGCUCGCGUUCUGGGACUUCCUCGUGCUGUUCUUCUGCCUUCCCGUGGUCGUCUUCCACGAGCUCACCCUGACGAGGUUGCUAGGAGACCUGUCCUGUCGGCUCGUGCCCUACCUGGAGGUCACCUCUCUGGGCGUGGCCACCUUCAGCCUCUGUGCUCUGAGUAUCGACCGUUUCCACGCGGCCACCGGCCCCGGGCCCCUUCAGACGCCGAAGGUGGAGCCCUGCCAGUCCAUCCUGUCCAAGCUGUCCGUCAUCUGGCUGGGCUCGUUGGUGCUGGCCGCCCCCGAGCUGCUGCUGUGGCAGCUCCUCCAGGAGACCGUCAGUCUGCCGACGCUCCCCAGCGACCUGCAGCAGAGCCAGCCCGGGGGCUCGCUGAUGGCGGCCUUCAGGGCCCGGACAGACAAACUGAAGGUGGAUGUCUGCGUCCGCGAGCCGUCGGCGGAGCUCCCAGACAGCAUCUACUCUCUGGUGCUGACCUACCACGAGGCCCGCAUGUGGUGGUUCUUCGGGUGCUACAUCUGUCUGCCUCUGCUCUUCACGCUGGCCUGCGACUUGGUGACGAGGCAGGUGUUGUCCCAGCGUCUGCCGCAGAAAGCCGGCGGGGAAAAGGCGACCGGCCGCUGCUCCUCCUCCUCC
This is a messenger RNA of Morone saxatilis (striped sea-bass), 1283 nucleotides long. Its product is annotated as G-protein coupled receptor 37-like 1. The annotation marks the transcript as partial. Gene Ontology annotation, cellular component: plasma membrane; signaling receptor complex. The transcript has 2 exons. Gene Ontology annotation, molecular function: G protein-coupled peptide receptor activity. The record is from RefSeq and is a predicted model, not a curated record. Gene Ontology annotation, biological process: adenylate cyclase-inhibiting G protein-coupled receptor signaling pathway; positive regulation of MAPK cascade. NCBI's taxonomy places the organism in Eukaryota, Metazoa, Chordata, Actinopteri, Moronidae.